GGUUUGGACAAUACGACAGAAAAUCAAGAACAAAAGGAAACCAGAACUGUGCCUGAAAAGGUUACAGUGACCUGGGGUAUUUUAGUUACAGCGUACUAGCAUUAUUUUGACUUGGCGAAUUUCAAGUAUGAUAUAACGUUAACCAAUGGACAAGAUCUUGGAGGGAGUGAUUUCGUCCGACCACCCAGAUAAGGUGAAGAAAGCCCUCAUCGGCAAACUCCUUCUCACAGCCAGCAAGCCUAUAUCACCCGAGGAUGGCAAGGCAAUCUUUUCCCUGGCCACACACUGGAACCUCCAGGGAGAGACCCCAUUCAUACGCAGUGUCGGCAUGCAGGUCUUCCUCGCGUGGGGACACCACCACAAGGACAUCCUGGAGGAAUUCUUCGACAUCAAGCUUGUCCUGGGAGUCCUUCGUGGCUCAUUCACCGCAAACUUCCCAAAUGAGAAACUCGUACUUCUGUAUCUCUUGGAAGGUUUGAAGAUGUUACGGGGAAAUCCAUGCCUGCUGCAGAUUUAUAAGAUAGUGCAGAGCGAUGCCUUAAGGUUGGUGCAAGACAGCGGCAGUCUUGAGGUCUGUGUGGCACUCAGUAGUCUUCUUCUCGAGUUCAACCAGUGUAUACCCAGGGACACUGUUGUGAAGUUCUGUGAGGAACUGGUGAAGAGGAUGGCCUUAUGGAAGAGCCCGGAAAAUGAAACAAACUUGAAGGACUACAUACAGAAUGUCACGCAGGUGUCAACCUUAUUGGGAGUAGUAUGGAAGAAGGACCAGUCUGCUUUGUUGCCAAGUCUCAGGACUGUGUUUGGCAUGAUAUCUGCGGUCGAGGUGUCGAGCGAACCGUCAGUCGCGCUUGCUUCCAUCGUUCCUCAAGUCCCCAUCGACAUGUUGGCAGUCAUUACAAGGAGCGUUGUAACAGAUCCGAAAGUCCGCGAUGCAAAUGUCGAAGUGUCUCUAAUGAGGAUGAUUGGUUGGUUGAGCUGGCCAGUGGCAAAGAACAUCGACCAAUGGCUGGUGGCCUUUCUGAAGAACUUGGCUGCAGUGCAGAAGUACACACUGCUGAUUAACAUUACAAAGGAGAAUGUGAAAAAGGUGUUCAGCCGCCUGUGCUACCCUGUAGUACGGAACAGUGCGCUGACCGUGCUGUCUCACAUGCUGCUCAGUUUCCAGCACUCACCUGAGGCUUUCCAUCAGAUUAUUGGCCUUGUCCCGGAGAUGAUUGUUUUCCUGAAGAAAGAGGACACCACAUCGAGUCUUGAGUGCAUGGGAAGGCUGGCAGAGCUGGUACACUGUCUCAUCUACCAUCACUCAGGCUUCCCUGACCUGUAUGAGCCUGUACUGGAUGCCCUGAAGGGUUUGAACAAGCCCACUGAAGCUAUGGUAAAGCUUCGCCUGAGCCAGUCUGCCUGGACGUCCCAGAGCAACGGCCUACUGAGCUAUCACUCCAAGUUCAUGCCUCGCUCGGAGACAGGGAAGACAGGCCUGAUGAACUUGGGGAAUACCUGCUACAUGAACAGUAUCCUACAGGCACUCUACAUGGCUGAUGAGUUCCGGAUGAAGGUACUGAGCUACGUGCCAAACGGUGCUAAAGGUGUUCUGGCACAACUACAGGAUGUCUUUGCAUUUCUGUCUCACACACAGAGGACAGCCUAUUCCCCAUCAACGUUCCUCCACACUGCCCGUCCCCCAUGGUUCACUCCUGGGUCCCAGCAGGACUGCUCCGAGUUCCUCAAGUACCUCCUGGACAGGAUUGAUGAGGAAGAAAAGGCCAGGAAGAAAGCACAGGCACUCUUGUCCCCUCAAGACCAGGCCCACCUCCCGAGCAAGAUGGCCAAGACGGAGGAGAAUUGUCGUGAUGACGCCGGAACGCCUCCUCGCAAGAUGAAAAGUGUUCCCGGGGCAUCCUCAUUGUCCAAGUGCCAAGAAGUGCCAAACUGCAACAGGGUUGCAGUCUCAGGUAACCCCACAGUGGAAACGACCAGCCUGACUGCUGUAAAACCAAAACAUUUGCUCAGUCCACGACCAAACGCUCCUACUAUUAUAGAGGAAUGUUUUGGAGGCAAGAUGAUGUCCAGUUUCAGAUGUUUAAACUGUGGAAUUGUGUCCAUUAAGGAAGAGCUCUUCACAGAUUUAUCACUGGCCUUCCCAGACAAGGACUUCAAAAGCCAAGAAGGAACCCCUGUUGAAGUAACCAAUGAGAACUCUUCCUGUGAGCUGACACCCAAUCAGGAUUCAUCUGUAGUGGGGGUAGCAUCCAAUCAGGUACAAAGUACACCUCAGAACUCGACCAAUGACAAACUACCAGUGAUGAGAUCUGCAGGAACACAGACUGAGGACUGUGCAGAACUAGAAGACAGCCCCUUGACUUUAGAAAACCUCCUGUCGUAUUUCUUGGCCCCUGAAACACUACACGGUGAUAACAAGUAUCAGUGUGACAGGUGUGACAGUCUACAGGAUGCAGAAAGGCAAAUUAGGAUAAGCCACGCACCCUCUUAUCUCAUUCUCACUCUCAUGAGGUUCUCCUUUGACAUUAAGACCAUGCGAAGGAAAAAGAUUGUUAGAAACGUACAAGUGCCCUCUACCGUUACGCUCCCUGUAUGUAGUAUAGACUCUGGUGAUUCCGCACAGAGUGCUAUUCAGGAAACCAGCGCAAAUUACAGCCUCUGUGCUGUUGUUGUGCACUCUGGAACAUCGUCUGAGUCUGGACACUACUACUGUUACGCCUCCCACCUGCCGUCUAACCAGCAUCAGGUCGCCAUGGAAACUGACGCACAGGAGGAUGAUGGGAAGGUUCUGCCAGGACAAUGGUUUCUCUUCAACGACAGCAGGGUGUCGUACACGUCUCUGGACUCGGUACGGAACAUCACGGAGAAGUUUCCGAAGGACACCGCGUACGUUCUCCUGUACAAAAGGUUGGGAGACAUGGAGGGAAACCUUGCGGAGGGGAACGGUGUGGCUGAACCCAUCCUGAGGAAGGACCUGUUAGACACCAUAACAAAGGAUAAUGCACUGUACCUGCAGGAACAGGAGUUGGAAGCUCGAAGCCUCGCCCUGAGACAGUCGCAGAAGGCGUGCACCUCUUCUCUCCCCUUCAGGAACCAGGACGACGACAAGAACAACCCCCCGGGAAGCUGUGGGGGCGGGGGAGGGGGGUUCAACAUGCCCUCCAACAGAUUUGUGUUUUAACAACAGUUGGAUGAUGGGGCCAAGCAUGCUUCCUUGUGGUACACAUUAAGUCAAUCAAUCUCAGUCAGUACAUGUAGUGUCUAGUGGCACAUAGCGCAGCAAGUUUACUUGCCAUUUCAGUAGCGGGUAUAUUUUUACAUUAAAGGGUUGCUAGCCCUUUCUUAGCUUGAGGCAUCUCCUCAAGUGUAAGAUUCCCAUUUAUGUCCCUUCCAAACAAUUGUUGCAACCCCAACCAAUAUGCUUUUCCUAGGAUUUAACCAACUGAUUGGAGCCAGAAACUCAACUGUGAGGCUGCUACCGAUUGAGCUACAGGGACAUCCCAUCUCAAUCUGUAGUUCUGAAUAAACCCCUUUUGUGUAAUCACUUCCAUAACAUAUUUCAAAGGUUAAUCCUUGGAAAGUCAGAGUUCAUAAUGACCCAUCUACCCAUCAUGCUAUGCCUCAUAACUUUUAGUUGGCAAUCCAAAUAAGUUUGCAAUGUUGCUAGAAUGGUAUUCUUUCAAAUUUGAUUAAAGAAUGCAAGAUGUACAUCCUUGUUUUAAUAUUUUGUUCUGGAUAGACAGUAGGUAGGUAAGAUACUUGUAUAUUGACUUGUGUCUUAUUUUAUUUACCUGUAUUAAAUAUAAUGAUUCCAGUCUGUUUAAGACAGGUAGAUCAUAUAGGGUUAGAGAUGGAGAACUUGUCAAACAUCUAAAGAUUAAUACAAGUCCACAUUACACAUGCUAUAGUCCAUGUACCAGUGACAAACUGUAAAGCGCUUUAAGUUUGACAAGAUUUAUUUUACUGUAUUCUGUAAUAUGGUGCUGAAUUGGCCCAUUUCAGGUAGUUGAAAUAUUUCUUUUGCAUUCAGUUUUAUCACCUGUUACAAAAUCACAAACCUCAACAUUUAAGUUACAAACACUUUUCCAUAAGUGAUUAUUUACUGUCGCACCAUGACUUUCAGAUUGCAUGUCGAUAACAGUGAAUUAAUCUGUGCAACAGAUGUUGUGUAAUAAAAACCUGUUUAAAACUAA
Branchiostoma floridae (Florida lancelet) is the source of this 4193-nucleotide messenger RNA. Its product is annotated as ubiquitin carboxyl-terminal hydrolase 38-like. The transcript has 8 exons. Gene Ontology annotation, molecular function: cysteine-type deubiquitinase activity; cysteine-type endopeptidase activity. Gene Ontology annotation, biological process: protein deubiquitination. The coding region runs from base 146 to 3181 and encodes 1011 amino acids. The record is from RefSeq and is a predicted model, not a curated record. NCBI's taxonomy places the organism in Eukaryota, Metazoa, Chordata, Leptocardii, Amphioxiformes, Branchiostomatidae. Gene Ontology annotation, cellular component: nucleus; cytosol.